AUGAAUCUACCGAUUGUUACCAAACUUUUGAAAACGAUUGUGAAUGAGAUACAUUACGAAUACCACAAUUAUGAGAAACAAACUAUGAAAAAUCACAUACUGAUCGCUGUGAUUGCUGAUUUAGCAACGAUCCUAACAGCCCUCUGGCCAGUACCUGUCGACCGAAACAAAGCAUCUAGUGAGCGCAGGCCACCUAUGCCGGUAUUAACUGUCGGACCACACUUCCCCAUUGCAUUCAGUGUUAGAGCAACUCAGAAUGUCAAUCGCAUCGCUAAAUUGCUCCAACAAAUCUAUCGUCCACAGAACCUCUAUUGUAUACAUGUUGACCGCUCUGCGACAUUCGUCUACAAUGCAAGUUUGCAGGAAGCUUUAGCGGAAUUCGGAGAAAACGUGUUUUUCGUGCCAGAUGGAGACCGUGUUGCGAUGGACGGUGGGAAGGUGGCUCUGUUGGAGGCCGAUUUGGUUUGUGCCAAACUACUGAAGAAACGAUCCAGUGAAUGGCGUUACUGGAUUAACCUAUCUGGAGGCGAAAUCCCACUGAAGACAAACUGGGAAAUCGUGACAGCUCUUCAACUGCUCAACGGAUCAAAUGCUGUCAGUGCAUACAUUAGAAAAACGAAGAGUAACCACCCGACACCCCAAAGCUACUUAGACUUGAAUGUCACAUGGUACCAGGGCGACGAUUCGGUUGCCGUGAGACCGGAGUUUGUCUCCUUCGUUUUACAGAAUGACAUGGCCACGCUUUUGCUGGACGCAUUUCGAGCAUAUGAAGAAGACUUUGGACCAAACAAAAUUAAGGAGGGAUACUUUGCAAUUCUCAACAACAACCCGUCAGUGUUUGCCAUUCCUGGAGCCUUUGCAAACUCUAGGGACCACUUCCAAAUAGAAACACCAAUUCGCGCCGAGCACCGAAUGUGGCACAGGAGACCCUGUCGGAGUCGCUUUUGGCAGAAUUCACGCUGCUUAUUUGGUGCAAUCGAUGUGCCAUUCUUAAAGAGCCACCCGCACUUCUUUGUCGAUAGUCUCGCCCCCAGCUUCACCAAAGAAGCAAGAAAUGAACUAGAAAAUUGGCAUACCGAAAAGCUGCGGCAUGAGGCACGGACUGGCAAGCUUCAUCCUUCGUUUGACAAAAAAUACUACAGCCAGUUGGAGGCGACUAAAAUGCACCUUUGAAGUGAACACCAAACAGCCCUGAUACGUAAUGAUCAAACGGACCACAAAGGAGGGGUAUCUCGCCCCGGAGUUUUGCAGCAUGUUGGGACUAAACGUUUGUUCAUUAAAUUGUUCUCGUACCUGAAUUCACUAACGAAUUCGGAAUUACUUGAGUCAUAACGCAAACCCAUGUCGAGGAGGAAACUGGACGCGCUGACUUAUUAUUUCCCCAAAACAUACACAAUGUAGGUAACUCCAGAUCAAGAAGAAUCGAUAACCUUGUUUACUGUAACUUAUUUCUCAAUGAUUAAAAAUGCCGUUACCG
Opisthorchis viverrini is the source of this 1477-nucleotide messenger RNA. RefSeq lists its product as hypothetical. Gene Ontology annotation, cellular component: membrane. Bases 1 to 1173 code for a protein of 390 amino acids. The record is from RefSeq and is a predicted model, not a curated record. Gene Ontology annotation, molecular function: acetylglucosaminyltransferase activity. Lineage: Eukaryota; Metazoa; Platyhelminthes; Trematoda; Opisthorchiida; Opisthorchiidae. The transcript is spliced from 3 exons.